AAGUCAUUGCCUGGUAGUUUGAAAUCAUUCGUCUUGUCUCAUAAUCGAAUUCCGUUUCUUACAUUGUUCGAAGAUGGGAGUCGACAUCAAUAGCGAUCACAUUGAGGACGUCGCUGGUUCCAACAAUACCGAUAACCUUGACGCCAGCGACUAUGCAGCUCCUGAGAUUCAGAAGGAAACUCAAGUCCUCCAUGAUCCGGAAUAUCUGCAGGCUCAGAAGAGAUAUUUGUGGAAACUUGACUGCAUAAUCCUACCUACAAUAUCUGUUCUGUAUUUCUUCGAGUAUCUCGAUCGUGGAAAUAUUGCGAAUGCAAAAAUCCUUGGUCUCAAUACUGGUCGAGCGACUAGCCAAGAGGGAGUUGGUUCUGGUAAGAAAAGUCUUUCCGGUACACAAUGGCAGACGGUUAUUAUGAUCUUCUACGUGGGUCUUGUUUUGUGUCAAAUUCCAGGGUGUAUAGGAUAUCGCGUAUUCCCUCCUUCCAAGUGGAUUGCGUUUGGUGUCUGUGGUUGGGCCAUGACAAGUCUACUCCAAGAUGCCGCACUCAAUUAUGCUGGCUUGCUGGUCUGUCGUGUGUUCCUUGGGGUAUUUGAAGGGCUUUUUGGUACUGGUAUUGUCUACUACCUGAGUCUGUGGUAUCAUCGAAGUGAAAUGGGUGUACGAGUCUUUUGGUUUCUUGGACCAACUGCUAUUGCUGGAGCAUUCGGCGGUCUCAUUGCGUUCGGCGUUGGACAUAUCAAGAGCUCUGUGACUCCGUGGAAGUGGCUCUUUCUGAUCGAAGCACUGCCAUGCUUCCUGCUUGGGUUGUUCUGCCUCUACUGGCUUCCAGAUCGACCAUUGAGCAAUUCCAGAUUCAAGGGGAUUAACCAAGAGAUCGCGCAAGCACGAUACCAUAGCGAAGCAUUUGACAAAGCUGGGGCUAUCAAGAAGAAACACGUCAUAUGGACUUUGAAAGACUGGCGAUUAUAUGCCCAAGCAUCAAUCUAUCUUCCAACAGCAGCCCUGCUUGCUUCAAUCUCUGGAUUUCUUCCAACUAUCGUCGCAAAUCUGGGCUAUGAGGGGUCGAAAGCCAAUCUCAUGACCGUGCCACCAUAUGUUUGCGCUUUCCUAGUAAUGUACGGCGUAUCUUGGAACUCAGAUAGAGUCAAGGAGAGGGGAAUUCAUAUUUCUGUUCUUAUGGUGAUUGCCGCCGUCAUGUAUGCGCUGCUGGCAACUCUUCCAGAGUCCCAGCUGCAUGGAAAAUAUGCAUGCAUGUGUAUAGCAGUCGCAUGUGUAUACGCAACUUACCCUCCUUCUCAUGCAUGGGCAGCAAAUAAUUUCGGAAACGAGACAAAACGUGCCAUUGGAAUGGGAGUGUAUACCGCUAUAGGAAAUCUUGGAUCGAUUGCUGGUACCUGGGUAUAUCCGGCAAACGAAGCCCCGCAAUUUCAGGAAGGGCAUUUCAUUUGCAUGGCACUCUCUCUUGCUACCGCGAUGCUGGCCUUGAGCAACAGUUUAUUGCUUGGGGCGAUCAAUCGAUAUCGAGACAAGAAACAUGGAAAGCCUGUCUCAGGAGCAAGUAUCGAUGUCACGGAAUUAGCUGAUGAGAGUCCUCACUUUCGAUUCUUCACUUAAGACAAUCGCUGUAAUAUCAAGGCUAUAGCACCCAGUAAGGUGCAUCUUACGAAAUUUACUUUCUUUAAAUGGAG
Molecule: messenger RNA, 1686 nt
Organism: Mollisia scopiformis
Lineage: Eukaryota; Fungi; Ascomycota; Leotiomycetes; Helotiales; Mollisiaceae
Product: MFS general substrate transporter
Exons: 7
Coding region: 74-1612 (512 amino acids)
Biological process (GO): transmembrane transport
Cellular component (GO): membrane
Molecular function (GO): transmembrane transporter activity
Source: RefSeq, a predicted model, not a curated record